Messenger RNA from Pezoporus occidentalis (night parrot), 3900 nucleotides. RefSeq names its product zinc finger protein 687 (gene ZNF687). The transcript has 8 exons. Lineage: Eukaryota; Metazoa; Chordata; Aves; Psittaciformes; Psittacidae. The record is from RefSeq and is a predicted model, not a curated record. The coding region runs from base 63 to 3857 and encodes 1264 amino acids.
UCGGGCCACGGUGCUAACGCUCCUCUCCUCGUCCUGUUGCAGACCCUGCUCCAUUCCUCACCAUGGGUGACAUGAAAACUCCGGAUUUCGAUGACCUGCUGGCAGCUUUUGAUAUUCCUGACAUUGACACCAACGAGGCCAUCCAUUCCGGCCAUGAGGAAGCCGAUGCUCACAUCAAGCAAGUCCCUGGAGAGCCGGGCCCCCCUGACCACGUCCUGCCCCACACGGACAUCACCGCUGUCAGCGUGAUCGUGAAGAACACGGUCUGCCCCGAGCAGCUCGACACCCUGGACGGGCGCAGCAAGGACGGGCACGUCAUCGGCUCCCGCUUGCUGCAGAAUGGCUUUGGGGCCACUGAGAUGCCCAGGUCCCCCCCCUCCAGGUCUGUGGAAGCUGUAGCCUCCUCCAACGGGGAGUGCUGGGUGAAGGAGAAAGGCCCCAAGCCCCUGGAUAUCUUCUCCCAUUUUAGCCCCGAUCCCAAUGAAGACAACGCUGCCAACCUGAUCGACAGACCCCGGGAGUGCAAGGCGAAAGAGAAGUCCCUUGCCGUGCCCUCCCUCUCCCCAUCUCCCACCCUGUCCCUGGACUGCAAAGAGCCCAUGGGGGAGAACCCGGAGAACCUGCCCCCUGCUUACCCGCAGGCCUUUGAGAGCGGCCAGGCCAGGGGUGCCAGCGGGUCCCCUUCUGCCAUCUCCCGCAUCAAGAAGGAGGAGUCUGACUCGGAGGAUGUGGGCCGCGAAGCCAGUCCAAAGGGUUUGGCUGCAGCCCUGGGGGACAGCCCCUUGGAGCACCUGAAGUCAGUCACCGUGCGCUACGCCGCCGAGGAUUCUCCCAUCACGUCCUGGCCUGGAUCUGACCCAAACCUGGACAGCAGCACCAGCAACCUUCCUGAAGUGAAGCACUCGCCCGCCAGCCCCCGGGAGCCGUUCUUCAAGCCUUCCUCUCCGGUGGUGCAAAGCCCCAGGCUCCCCCCGUCUCCAAAGCACCUGGACAGCAUUGCCCUCAAGGAAGAGCACGAAGUUCUGGACAAGUCCAUGGGAAGCCCGCAGAGCAUGUCCAGUGCUGAGGAAGAGGAGGAGGAGGAAGAAGACAACACCAACGAUUCCCCCUCCUCCAACUCCUCCCGGCCCCUGAAGGUGCGGAUUAAAACCAUCAAGACGUCUUGUGGCAGCAUCACCCGCACUGUGACCAGGGUCUCCUCAGAUUCCGAGCCUGGCUCCACCAAGGGGCCCCCUGAGCACAGCUCUCAAGAGACCUCUCUGGAGGGCGCCAGCUUCUCAGCAUCGGCAGACAAAGAGGAAGGGAUCGUGCUGGAGGUGUCCAAGGACAAAAUGGAGCUCUCCAGCCCCUUGAAAAGCACGGAGGGGCCCAAAAUCGUCAGUGUUCAGCUGGGCAACGGCACCAAGCUCAAAGGGACUGUCCUGCCCGUCUCCACCAUCCAGAACGCCAGCAGCGCCAUGCUGAUCGCCGCCAGCGUGGCUCAGCAGAAAUCCAUGGUGCUGCCAGCAAAGACGGGUAAGGCCGUGGCCAAGAACAUCAUCAACCUGGUGCCGCAGACCCUGCCCAAAGCCGACACCAGGACCAACGUCAGCACCGUGACGCAGACCGGCACCGUCACCACCACGGCCAACCAGAAAGUCAACGGCACCACGGUGGUGAUGGUGCAGCCGCAGAAGCCUUCCCCUACCCUUGCAGGCACGGUCAUUUCCCGGAGCCAGUCCAGCCUCGUGGAAGCCUUCAACAAGAUCCUCAACAGUAAAAACCUCUUGCCAACGUACAAACCCAACCUGAACCCCCCGGCCGACGCCAGCCUCGCGCUGCCUCCCUUCGGCUACCGCUGCCUGGAGUGCGGGGACGCCUUUGCCCUGGAGAAGAGCUUGGCUCGCCACUACGACCGGCGCAGCAUGCGCAUCGAGGUCACCUGCAACCACUGCACCAAGCGCCUCGUCUUCUUCAACAAGUGCAGUUUGCUGCUGCACGCCCGCGAGCACAAGGACAAGGGGCUGGUGAUGCAGUGCUCCCAUCUGGUUAUGAGGCCCAUCGCCCUGGAUCAAAUGAUCGGGCAGCCCGACAUCACCCCCCUGGUCUCAGUGACCUCCUUCCCGGCUAGCAAAGUGACUGGUGUGGCUCAGGAUGCCUUGGCCACGGCCAACGGGGCUCAGGACCUCCCCAUCCUGCCUCUGAGCAACAGCUCAGAGCAGACCAACUACAGCUGCUUCAGGUGCCUGGAGUGCAAAGAGCAAUGCAAAGACAAAGCCGGGCUGGCCGCGCAUUUCCAGCAGGCAGUGACCACGGGGACAAGCAGCAGCACGGUUUGCACCACGUGCCCCAUGAUCAUGUCCAACCGCUGCAGCUUCAGCGCCCACCAGCGCAUCCACAAGAGCCGCCCGCCCCACGUCUGCCCCGAGUGCGGGGGGAACUUCCUGCUGGCCAACUUCGAGGCGCACCUCAAGGACGCCUGCCUGCACUUCUCCCGCAGAGUGGGCUACAGGUGCCCCAGCUGCGCCGUGGUCUUCGGUGGGGUCAACUCCAUCAAGUCCCACAUCCAGACCUCCCACUGCGAGGUGUUCCACAAGUGCCCCAUCUGCCCCAUGGCGUUCAAGUCCGCCCCCAGCGCCCACGCGCACGUCUACACGCAGCACCCUGGCUUCGGCAACCAGCAAUCCAAAAUGAUUUACAAGUGUGCGAUGUGCGACACGGUUUUCACCCACAAGCCCCUGCUCUCCUCCCACUUCGACCAGCAUCUCCUUAACCAACGGGUCAGCGUCUUCAAGUGCCCGGACUGCCCGCUGCUCUUCGCCCAGAAGCGCACCAUGCUGGAGCACCUUAAGAACACCCACCAGCCCCAGAAGCCCAAGGAAGACCUGGCAAAGAAGGCGGCCAUCCUGCUGACGCCGAAGCAGGAGCCUCUGGAAACGCCCGUGUCCAAGAUCUCGGAGUCGUCGUCGUCCUCCACGGAGGAGGACGAGCCCCCAAGCUCCCCGGAGCUGCGCAAGACCAAGCGGAGCCGCUUCCAGCGCAAGACGGUCAACAAGUCCAAAGGCAGCGGCUGGACGUGCGGCGUCUGCCACUCCUGGUUCCCCGAGCGCGAUGAGUACGUCUCCCACAUGAAGAAGGACCACGGCAAGUCGGUGAAGAAGUUCCCGUGCCACCUCUGCGAGCGCUCCUUCUGCUCCGCUCCCAGCCUCCGGAGACACGUGCGAGUGAACCACGAAGGGAUCAAGCGCGUCUAUCCCUGCCGGUACUGCACAGAGGGCAAAAGGACCUUCAGCAGCCGGCUCAUCCUGGAGAAGCACAUCCAGGUGCGACACGGGAUCAAGGUGACCGACCAGACCAAGAGCCAGGAGGUUGUUAUCGCCCGGAUAGGGACCGGCCCCAUGCAGGCGUCCGGUCGGAAGCGGAAGCUGUCGUCGGAUGAAGGCGAUUCCUGCAGCGAGGAGCCCGACAGCACCACCCCUCCCUCCAAAAGCUCCAAGGGCGACCGCAGGGCCCCGUUGCGGUGCCGCAAGUGCGGGUACCUGGCCAGCAGCUCCGCCGACUUCCAGGAGCACAUCCCCCAGCACCGGACUGACGAGAGCUCCCACCAGUGCCGCGAGUGCGGGCUCUGCUUCACCUCCCAGGUCUCCCUCAACCGCCACCGCUUCAUCACCCACAAGAAGAAGAAGGGAACGGGCGAGCUGGAGGAGCCGGGGCCCCGGAGCCCGCUGGAAGGAGGAGCGCCGCACGCGGGCGACGGGAAGCUCUCGUGCAAGGUGUGCGGGCGCUGCUUCGACAGCCAGCUCAACCUCAAGACCCAUUUCCGUACCCACGGCAUGGCCUUCAUCCGGGCCAGGCAGAACGCGAGCCCCGAGAACUAGGGAGCGCAGGCAGCGGCAAGGAGACGUGUACAUAGCGAGCAGG